ACACACAUACAUGCACUUCUUGAGCUGCUGAAAUCUCCCACUGCUGUCAUAGUUACUUGACUAUCUCUGUCUCUCUUUCCUCUACAGACAAGGACAUAAAAGCUGUACUGGAACUUACUGAUAUGUCAGUUGACGUGGUAAACAGAUGUCAGAUAAAAUCCUUCUGAGAGUGGAUUCAUGCCAUUAUCCUUCCAUUUUGCCACAAAUGGAUCAAGUCAAGGAAUUUACUGGGUUUGACCUUUGAUCAUUGAUACUCGAAGCCCGUUUUUAGUUAUGACUCAAGAGGCGGUACUUAUGAGCCUGGCCUUUGCUGUUUUUCUGGGGCUGGCGUUAAUGAUGUGUAUGCGUUGUCGAUUCACUAGGAGGAGAACCAUAAUACGACAGGAAAACAGGCUUUAUGAAAAGAGCUAUCUGGAUGAAAGCAAACGAUUCCAGGUUAUUAGGUCAUAUACAAUAUCAAAAGAGGGACAUGAACUAAGACCACUUCCAGUCCCGGAGGAGACAGAUGAUACAGAAGACACAAGAAAUACAGAUGACACCGAUGAUGCACCAAUAUAUAAAAAUCAGAUGUUUCAACCACCUGAUGACACUAGUUACAUAACUCCAAUAUCUAAUCUUUAUCGUAACUGUGGGCAUUUGCUGAAACCACCAAAUGAUGAUGAUGAUGAUGAUGAUACAAAUUCCUACGAAAAUGUCAUUAUCUCCAAGCAUGCCAGCAUGUUAUCUGGAGACUCUGCUGAAUAUGAAAAUAGCAUCUACAUUGAGAAGUGGACCAAGAAACAUAUAGAGGCUGGGAGCCCAAGCGAUGAAGACAACCAGGAUUAUAUGAAUGUCACCAAGCCUCACCAAUGAAAGAAUGGCUACCUUUUACAUCACUGCUGAAGACAGGACUGUAAUUUAGUGAUCAGCUAUUUAUUCCAGUGACUACCGAACAACUACUAACAUCUCAUGCAAUCGCUUCUGUAACCACAAAGAAGUGAUACCACAAUCUCCUUCUCCAAAAUAGUCAUAGAACAAGAGCAGACACAACCUAUGACUGCUGCUUUUAUUAUUUAUUUGUUUACUAACUUGAUUUACAAACAGCUGGAACUGAUUUUCAAAGGCAACCUGUUCAAACAAUCACUGUACAAAAAUGAUCAUGCAAACAAGCACACUAGUGAUAUUCCAAGCAUCAUGUAUUAGUGCAUCAGACCUUCCAGUUCAGUUUAUCAGAGAAAUUAAAACAAAAAGAAGAAAUGAAGAACAAUAUUUGAAAAUGCUGCAUUUUUCAUGGGUAGCCAGUUUUAGAUGGAACAGCAAAGGAACUUGCAUCUAACCAUCCAUACAUCAUUCUUUUUCACAAUUAUAAGAUGCUAGUAAUGUGGCAAGAAGAUGCCUGCCUCAAGGAUAGAAGAUGGCUCCUGAAUUACAUGGCAAACUUUAGAUAGUGACCAUUGAAAUAUGCACUAUGGGGAGUUUCAGACAGAAACAUAAUUGUCAGACUAUGUCAUAUGUCAAAAGAAAUACACUGAAGCUGAUAAUGACAAAAGGGUCAAGUGUGAAGGCAGCAAAAGAAUUGCAAACCUUGUGUUCUGAUUAAUACUUUCUGCUUCACUGAAGCAGUACCAUGUACAUAUCCAAACAAGUACUGAAGCUUGGAGAACCAACACCGUAGCAGCAGUCUUUAUGCUGGGGGCCCAGAAAGUAGCUAAAACACACUGUAAAGACUUGGCAUAGCCACUUCAUGCCCUUCUCUAUCCUUCUCUGACUGGACUUUUAUAUGGUUUCGAUGUGUUAUGUGCACAGUAAUCUAGAAUACACUGUAAGGAACAUGUUAAAGUUAUGUGGCUGUUUUAAACUGCAAAAAAUUUAAAAUAAUUCUGUAAUUAUUUACAGUAAUACAUGUUCAACUAUGAUUUGAUAUCAGUACAUGCUUUUAGGGGGUAUUGCUAAAAAAAUGCAUGCAAGAAACUUUACGAUUACAACUACUGUAUUGUUUCUGAAAUGUAUCUUUAUGUGUAUUGUCAUUGACAUGAAAAUGUAUUGAAAUACCACAGCACACUGACAGUCUAAGGAUGCAGCGAGACAUUCUAACAGGUUAAAUAAUAUGAGAAACACAGGACUGUUUCCCCACAUCUCCACUUCAGCAGAGGUCAUCCAUACAUUUUCAUGGUGACUUCCAAACAGGGAUCAUUAACUCAAACAUAUUUCUCUCACUGGAUUAAUUGAAUAUGAGUGUAAAGUUAUCGAUUCGUAUUGCACUACUCUGUUAUUGUUAACAUCUACCUUUGCUGGGGAGCUUGCCAUAGUCAAUAGCUUUUAAAUGUCUUGCUUAUAAUUAUUCUGAGAUUAAAGUGAAUAGCAUCAUACUCCAGAUAGCGAUGCUGAAGAAGACCGACAUUCAGCUGAUCUGAGAAAGCAAUGGACCUGCAGCUGUGGGGAGGGGGGGGGGAGUGUACCUAUCUUAAGAAACACAUUUUGACACUGAAAUUUGGGACAGUAAGAUUUAUUGUAUUAAGCAAAAACAGCUAUGACUGUUGCAUGACUAAUGAUCAUAAGAAUACAGUGCAUAGACAAAAGCAUUUUAUUUUAUUUUCCAUUUGUUAACCA
Protopterus annectens (West African lungfish) is the source of this 2589-nucleotide messenger RNA. It is a transcript of the gene LAT2, whose product is annotated as linker for activation of T cells family member 2. Gene Ontology annotation, cellular component: plasma membrane. Gene Ontology annotation, biological process: calcium-mediated signaling; B cell activation; B cell receptor signaling pathway. The record is from RefSeq and is a predicted model, not a curated record. Lineage: Eukaryota; Metazoa; Chordata; Ceratodontiformes; Protopteridae. The transcript has 15 exons. The coding region runs from base 274 to 852 and encodes 192 amino acids.